GAGAUGGGAUUCGUCCAUUGGAAAUUUCCAAAUUCAUUUGGUUCUGUCAUAAAUGUCAUUUGCACGUGUAUUUCUUUAUGUUUACUUCCCGCAUUUCGUUAAAAUCUCGCAAUGAAAUUUUCAUAUAAAUUUUCAAAUCUUCUGGGGACAAUUUAUCGGAAUGGUAAUUUGUGUUUCACUCCCGACGGAAACUCUGUUAUUAGUCCUGUCGGAAAUAGAUUGACAAUCUUUGACUUGAAAAACAACACCACAAAAACACUUACCGUAGAAAGCGGUUUUAAUUAUACAUCGAUUGCCUUAUCCCCCAAUGGCAGCCAAUUGAUAGCUGUUAACGAAAAAGGUCAAGCUCAACUCAUAAGUUUGCUCUCAUGUGCCGUCGUUCAUAGACACAAAUUCCAAAACAAAGUGAACCACGUACAAUACAGUCCUGAUGGACUGCACUUUGCCGUAGCCAAAGAAAAUAUAAUCUUUAUAUUCAAAGCUCCUGGUGAGUUGACUGGAGAAUAUAAUCCUUUUGUCCUCGAAAAGCAUCACCUUGCUGCAUAUGAUGACAUUACAUGGAUUGAUUGGUCUUCCGACUCUAGAUUUCUCGCUAUUGGCUGUAGAGAUAACUCUACAAAAAUAAUUGCAAUUAGAAAGUUGAAUAACUUUCGAACAACUAUUCUUGGAGGCCAUACAGAACCCAUUGUUGGAUGUUUCUUUGAUCACGGUUGUCUCGAUUUAAACACAUUAAGUAGAAAUGGCCAGUUAUGUAUAUGGAAAUGCAGCUUGGGUUAUUCUGAUAUCCAAAUGCCCGAACGCACAGCUAAUCAAGAACCCGAAGAGAAGCGCAUUAAGAAGAAAGGAGGAAAUACUGACGAUGAAUCAGAUGAUGAUUUUGAGAAUGGCAUUGAAGAAAAGAAUGAUGAUGAGAAUAAUCCAAAAGAUGACGAAAACCAGGUUAAAGAUGAUGAUAAAAAGAAAUUACAUCUAUUUUAUUAUAAGAAACUUGGGAGGCACUACCUGGCCGAUGAACCUAAGAAAGAGAAUCGAGAUGCUCAUGUUACAGCGGCAGCGUAUAAUCAAAAAACACACAUUUUGGUUGCCGCAUUUUCAACGGGUAGUUUUUACCUGUACGAACUUCCAGAAGUGAAUAUCAUCCAUUCGCUUAGUAUUUCUGAUUAUGCCAUAUCUUCUGUGUGCUUCAAUCCAACUGGGGAUUGGGUAGCUAUGGCUUCCUCGGGUGUUGGCCAGUUAUUGGUUUGGGAAUGGCAAAGUGAACAAUAUAUUAUGAAGCAACAAGGACACAACAGCGAAAUGAGUUGUAUUACUUACUCUCCGGAUGGACAAUAUAUUGCCACUGGAGGACAAGAUCACAAAGUAAAGCUUUGGAAUACCUCAAAUGGAUUUUGCUUUGUUACAUUUAGUGAGCACACUAGCAGUGUAACUGGAGUUCAGUUUAGCAAAAACAAAAAGUUUUUAGUGAGCAGUUCUUUGGACGGUACUGUUCGAGCUUAUGACAUAAUAAGGUAUCGAAAUUUUCGAACUUUUACCUCCCCGCGUCCUGUUCAGUUUGCCUGCGUAGCUAUAGAUCAUUCUGGAGAAUUAAUUGUAGCUGGUGGGCAAGACGUCUUCGAAAUCUAUCUUUGGUCAGUAAAGUUGGGAAAACUUUUGGAAAUACUAAGCGGACACGAAGGUCCAGUUACAGCAAUAGCAUUUUCUCCAAUCCCCACGGCUUCAACUUUGAUUUCUGGAUCUUGGGAUAAAACAAUAAAAGUAUGGAAUUGCUUGGAAAGUAAUAGUGAUCACGAAACAAUAGAUAUGAUGUCUGAUGUCACAUGUGUUGCAUUCAAACCAAACGGAGAAGAGAUUGCAGUUGGAACACUCAACGGAAAUAUAACAGUAUUUGAUGUUAAAACUACAACUCAAAUAGCAUCCAUAGAAGGUAGAAAUGAUUUAGGUAGCGGCAGAUCGGCAAUCGAUCUAAUAACAUCAAAAAAGAACAAGGAGACAAAGUGUUUUAAGUCAAUUGAGUAUUCUGCUGAUGGCGAGUGCAUUCUGGCUGGUGGAAAAUCACAAUUUGUUUGUAUUUAUCACGUAAUGGAAGGAAUGCUGUUGAAGAAGUUUGCCAUAACACAAAAUAAGAGUUUUGAUAGCUUAGAUGAAUCUUUGAAUCGCCGAAAAAUGACUGAAUUUGGUAAUAUGGCACUUGUUGAAAAACGCGAAGACCUUGAAGGUGGGAAUGUAAUGAUAAGGCUGCCCGGCGUACAAAAGGGUGAUAUGGCAUCGAGACAUUUUAUGCCCGAAGUAAAUGUGUAUUGUGUUAGAUUUUCACCAACUGGACAAUCCUGGGCUGCUGCUUGCACCGAAGGAUUAAUGGUUUAUUCCUUAGAUAAAGGUGUUGUUUUCGAUCCAUUCGAUUUAUCUAUGGAAGUAACACCAAAAGCUACAGUUCAAAGUCUAAAGGAACAAGAAUAUUCAAAAGCAUUGAUAAUGUCAUUAAAGUUGAAUGAAAUAAAUUUAAUAACAUCGGUUAUUGAAGGAAUACCUUUGAGUAACGUUGAGUUGGUUUGUUCUUCCCUUCCAAACGAAUACGCUCAUCGAACACUUCAAGCGGUUACUGGAUUGUUAAGAAAAUCCCCACACAUUGAAUUUUACUUACGAUGGGUGUGUUGUUUGCUGACUCAACAUGGAAACAAAGAUAAUAUUUUUCAACACCAUUCGUUAUUAGGAUUGCACGAAAGUCUCUCGAGGAAAUACGAAAUGUUAAACAAAAUGUGUGACUUUAAUAAAUACACACUGACUGUUUUAUCAAAGGUAGGAGAAAUGCGAAGAAAGUCGAGUGCUGCUAAUGGAGAGAUAUUAAGUGAAACCAAUGAUGAGGAUUUGGAUGAAAAUAUGAUUUUGUUAAGAACAAGUUCUAACUUAGAAAACAAUGAUGAUUUGUCGGAAUUUGAAGAAGAUGAAAAUAUGAGUACUGAUGAAGAUUAACUAGUUUUAAGGUAUCAAAGAUAAAUUUAUGUUUUUUCUAAUAAUAAAAGACUUGUAAAUCAAACCUAUUUUAUUUAAUAA
This is a messenger RNA of Episyrphus balteatus (marmalade hoverfly), 3051 nucleotides long. Its product is annotated as periodic tryptophan protein 2 homolog. Gene Ontology annotation, biological process: ribosomal small subunit assembly; maturation of SSU-rRNA from tricistronic rRNA transcript (SSU-rRNA, 5.8S rRNA, LSU-rRNA). The record is from RefSeq and is a predicted model, not a curated record. NCBI's taxonomy places the organism in Eukaryota, Metazoa, Arthropoda, Insecta, Diptera, Syrphidae. Gene Ontology annotation, molecular function: protein binding. The transcript has 11 exons. Bases 112 to 2970 code for a protein of 952 amino acids. Gene Ontology annotation, cellular component: small-subunit processome; Pwp2p-containing subcomplex of 90S preribosome.